GACCAUACCUGCGGACGUCCACAAUACCGGGGGUUUUCGCCAUCAGUCGCCGCUGAGCCCAGACCAACGGCAUCUGCAGUUGCUACCAGACACAGUUCCUCCGUCCUCGCUUGUAUAUCCUCAUCCCUGUCGCGUGCCGCUGAACGCCUCUUCUCUCCCGUUAUAAAUUCUGCUCCUUUUCUGGACGUCGCCGCAAGCCACAAGUGUUCUUAGCGAUGAAGAACUGGGAGGCUUUGCAGAAGCAUCUUGUGCUGUGGCUGCUGAUGCUGCAGACUCACCCGCUGACAGGUCGACUCGGCGUGAGGGGGGCCACGUCGCCGCGCCAGAGCCCCAACGACCCCGACAGGUGCGACAACGGACGGUCCGUGGACGGUCGGUGCCUCUGCGACCCUUGUUGGGACGGAUCCCAGUGCCUCCAUUACGUGGACAUCUACCCCCCUCGAUUCCUCAUCCACGCCGCCACGGUCGUCCUCCCAGUCAACGCUUCAGGGUCCCGGGCGCCGCCUCUGCAGCCCGGCCGCUCCUACAAGUAUAAGAUUAUGGUGCAGGGUGUGCCUGAGGGGGAGCCGAAGACGGAUCUCCAGUACGACCUCCUCGACCUCAAAGUCUACGUCACCGAGGACCACGUCAAGAAGAUCCCCUGGACUUAA
Molecule: messenger RNA, 650 nt
Organism: Penaeus vannamei (Pacific white shrimp)
Lineage: Eukaryota; Metazoa; Arthropoda; Malacostraca; Decapoda; Penaeidae
Source: RefSeq, a predicted model, not a curated record